AUGGUUUCAAGCAAUGAUGUUCAUGAGAAGAAAGGCGGUGUGUUGGCGAUUGUUUGUCUUAUUGGGGGUGAUUGUGAUACAACUAAAACUAGGAUUACUAGAUUUGCUAAUUACUUAAGAAAUUUACUACCAUCCUCUGAUGCUGGUGUUAUGGAAUUAGCAGCUAAGACUGUGGGUCGUUUGGCAACAGUUUCUGGAGUAAAACGAGCAGAGUAUGUAGAAUUUGAGGUAAAGAGAGCAUUUGAAUGGUUGUCUGAAGAAAGAAAUGAGGGCAGGCGACAUUCAGCUGUUUUAUUGCUAAAAGAAUUGGCCAUUGCUAUGCCAACAUAUUUCUAUCAGCAAGUUUCCGGAUUCUUUGAUCAUAUAUUAGUUGCAUUAAAGGAUCCUAAGCAACAAAUAAGAGAAGCCGCUGCCAAGGCUUUAAGAGCUGGAUUAGUUGUGACAGCUCAGAGAGAAACAGCAAAACAGUCUACUGCAAAACCACAGUGGUACCUGCAGUGCUAUGAAGAGGCUAUGGUGUCCUUUGAGGAUAUUCCUUUUAAAGAGAAAGGUAUAACUAAAGAAGAUAAAGUGCAUGGUGGACUUCUUAUACUUAAUGAACUUCUAAGAUGUUCUAAUGCAGUUUGGGAGAGAAAAUAUACACAAUUGAUGCAAAGUUUGGACACACAAAGGGAUAUAACUAUGUCAGAUGAUAUAAUUUUUAUAAGCUCAAAAUUGCAUAGUCCAUCUGUAAAGAGAGGUUAUCUUUGUGAUGGUUUUAAAACUGAGAAUGUCCAGUAUCCAGUUCCUAUUUAUGAAUCAGAUGUUUGCAGAAAAUUACUAAAUGAAGAAUAUGAUCGAAUAUGUCAAGAUGUGAUGAAUCAGAGGGUACUUAAAACUCAGGGAGUUCCCCAAAUUCUUCUUAUCAUAAUCCCAAGAUUAGCAGCUUUCAAUAAAGAGUUAUUUUUGAAGAAGUACCUUAGUUCUACAAUGAACUACCUUCUUCUGUCCCUUCGCAGUAAAGAAAAGGAUAAAAACAUGGCAUUUACAACAUUGGGUUUAAUGGCAGCAGCUUUGGAGGAUGACAUAAGAAACUAUAUUCGUACUAUAAUGGACUUUAUAAAGCAAGCUCUGCCAAUCAGAGAUACACAGAGCAAAAAACGAAUGUGGAUUGACCCAUCAAUUUUUGCAUGUAUCACUUUGCUCGGUAGUGCUGUGAAGGAUUUAGUAGUCAGCGAUAUUAAGGAGCUUCUUGAUGCUAUGUUUGCGACAGGCCUUAGUCCUUCGUUAACGAUUUGUCUGAAAGAAUUGAGCCAAAACUUACCAGCUCUUCGGGAAGAAAUAUCUGCAGGCUUACUAAAUAUGCUUUCCUUGGUUCUGAGGAACAAACCAUUUCUGCAUCCGGGCGUACCUCGCAGCAUGGAACAACAAAGCACCAUGAGCCUAAUCAUCGAACCACACGACACGGCGAGUAUUGUCUUGGCGUUGCGAACACUGGGCACUUUUCAGUUCGAGGGCCAUCACAGUCUUCUAACCUUCGUGAGGCGGUGUGCCGAUCACUUCUUGCAAAGCGAGCAACAGGAGGUCAGGUUGGAAGCCGUGAAAACCGCCGCGAAGCUGUUGGCAAACGCCACCGUGCGGACCGUGAAGAACCCUUCUAGAACCCUCACCAUGCUAACUGCAGAAGUCGUUGGAAAGAUGCUAGUUGUAUCCGUCACCGACCCGGAGUACGAAGUGCGCUAUUGGGUUCUUGAAUCUCUGACGGAUAUAUUCGAUAUGCACUUGGCACAGAUAGAAAACUUAAGCUUCCUAUUCAUAGCAAUGAAUGACGAACAUCUCGAAAUACGUGAACUAGCAAUCUGUACCAUCGGUCGGUUGAGCACAGUAAAUCCGGCGUACAUUAUGCCCGGUCUUAGAAAGACAUUGAUACAGUUUUUAACGGAACUGGAACACUCCGGAAUGAGUAGGAACAAAGAGCAAGCCGCCAGGAUGCUGGAUAACCUCAUCUUGCACGCUCCAAAACUUGUAAAACCGUAUAUGGAGACAAUACUCAAUGUUCUAGUGCCAAAGCUUAAGGAGUCUGACGCAAACCCUGGAGUUGUUAUCAGCGUGUUGAAGGCUAUAGGGGACCUGGCCGAUGUGCACGGGGACAACAGCGGUCUGAAGAAAUGUCUGUCUGAACUGUUAAGCAUACUGUUGGAUCUACUGUCCGACGCUAGCGCAACCGAUAAAAGGAGUGUUGCCUUGUGGGCUUUCGGCCAACUGAUCAGUGCAACGGGCUACGUAGUGACACCCUACACGGAGUACCCCAAUUUAAUGGACGUCCUUCUGAAUUUCCUAAAAACCGAACAACAGCCGAAGGACAGAAGAGAGACCAUUCGCGUUUUGGGCCUCCUUGGGGCAUUAGAUCCUUACAAGCAUAAAUUGACACGGGGCCUCAUAGACGGUCAGCCCGAUUCAAGUUUAGUGCCGGUUGCCGAUAGCAAAGCCGAGGAGAAUAAUUUCGAUAUGACCACCAGCGAGAUGUUGGUGAACAUGUCUUCGCCGCUUUUGGACGAGUACUAUCCGGCUAUCGUUAUAUCUACACUAAUGAGGAUACUGCGCGACCCGACUUUGCAACAGCACCACACAAGUGUGGUCCAAGCGGUGACCUUUAUAUUCCAGUCUUUGGGCAUCAAGUGUGUACCGUACAUCUCAAGGGUGACCCCCAGCCUUCUAUAUGUGGCACGUGCGACUGACAACAAUAGUUUCCGCGAGUUCCUAUUCACGCAACUGGCGAAGCUCAUCGCUAUAGUGAAGCAACACAUUCGCAACUAUCUGGACAAGAUCUUCGACCUGAUUAAAGAGUUCUGGACACCGCACAGCCCCCUGCAACCGACGUUGAUAUUACUUGUCGAACAUAUCGCCGUCGCGCUGGGCUCGGAGUUCAAGGUCUACCUGCCUCAGCUCAUGCCGCACAUUCUACGCGUGCUGGCCCACGACACGAGUAAAGACAGAUUUGUCACGGAGAAGCUACUGUACGCGAUGCAAAAAUUCGAGGACAAUCUCGACGACUACAUGCAUUUGAUUGUACCUUCGAUCGUGAAGCUGUUCGAUGCGACGGACUGCCCGAUUCCCGUGGCGAAGGUCGCCAUGGAGACUGUCGACUACCUUUCGGACUCCUUGAACUACAGCGAGCUGGUUUCUAGAAUCAUCCAUCCGCUAGUCAGAAGCCUGGACACGUGUUACGCGCUCCGCACCACCGCGAUGGACACUCUGUGCGCCUUGAUCAUACAGCUCGGCCGCAAGUACAUGGACUUCAUUCCGCUGGUGCAAAAGGUCGUCACAAAACACCGAAUCCAGCAUCAGAACUACGAGCUGCUGUUGUCAAAAUUGCAGUCCACAUCGACCUUGGGCGUCGACGACGGCUUGCAAAGCACUCGAAGGAAACCACGCAAUAACAAUCAAGAGGCUCGUAUCGUAUUUGCGGAUACUUCGCAAUCCAUACGCAAGUUGUACGUGAACGCCCACAAUCUGAAGGUCGCUUGGACAGUUAGCAGCCGUGUAUCGAAGGACGACUGGCUGGAAUGGCUGCGCCGGUUUAGCAUAGGCCUCUUAACAGAGUCCCAUAGCCCCGCUCUCAGGGCGUGUCUGGCCUUAGCGCAUAAUUACUCGCAACUGCUCCGCGACCUGUUCAACGCCGCCUUCGUGUCCUGUUGGACCGAGCUGGACAACUCUUCGCGUGCGGACCUCUCGAGCGCAUUGGAGCAGGCCCUGACAGCUCCAGAUGCCCCAGAGUUGGCGCACACGGUGCUCAACCUGGCCGAGUUCAUGGAGCACUGCGAGGGCGGAGCCCUACCCAUCCCCACCAACCUGCUCGGCGAGAGGGCGAUGCACUGCCGCGCCUACGCCAAGGCUCUUCAUUACAAGGAGGAGGAGUUUCGGAACGGCGCGACCUCUCAAGUAGUAGAAGCUCUGAUACACAUAAACAAUAAGUUGCAACAGAAGGAAGCGGCGGAGGGGCUCCUGGAGCGGGUGAUGGCGCAACGCGAGGCGGGCGACGCCAACUUGAAGGUUCAGAUACGGUGGUACGAGAAAUUGCACAAUUGGGAGAAAGCGUUAAACUUGUAUGACGAGAAACUGUCAGUGGACCCCGACAAUAUGGAGGCAUACAUGGGGGAGCUAAGAUGCUUCGAAGCACUCGGCGAAUGGGUGAAACUGUACAAGACAGUGUCGAGACGCUGGCCGAAUAUGAGCGACGAGGAGAAAUUCAAGGCAGCGAGGUUAGCCGCAGGCGCCGCUUGGGGCAUGAACGAAUGGGACUCGAUGGCCAACUACGUCAGCUUCCUGCCGGAGAACACCCAAGAUGGCGCGUUCUACAGAGCGGUCCUGAACAUCCAUAAAGGCGAUUACACUCUAUCGAGGUUGUACAUCGACCAGGCGCGCUCGUUGCUCGACUCCGAGUUGACGGCCGUGGCCGGGGAGAGCUACCAGCGGGCCUACGGGGCGCUGGUCAACGCGCAGCUGCUCGCCGAACUGGAGGAGGUGAUCACGUACAAGCUGGUGACCGAGAGGAGGGAGUCCAUACGGCAGGCGUGGUGGACGCGGCUCCAAGGCGGCCAGAGGCUGGUCGAGGACUGGCGCAAGAUACUCCAGGUGCGCAGCCUGGUGCUGACGCCGCAGGAGGACAUGGCCACGUGGCUGAAGUUCGCCUCGCUGUGCAGGAAGAGCGGCGCGCCCCGCCAGGCGCACAGGACGCUGGUGAUGCUGCUCGGCUCGGACCCCAGCAAGAACCGCGAGCUGCCGCUGCCGACGCACGAGCCGCGGCUCACGCUCGCCUACGCCAAGCACCUUUGGGUGGCCAACGACAAGAGGCUGGCCUACGACCAGCUGCAGCGCUACGUGGACACGGUGGAAAUCGGCGACCCGGAACACUGCCGCCUCCUGGCCCGCUGCCACCUCAAGCUGGGCUCCUGGUGCGAGGCCCUGCUGGGCAUCAACGAGCUCUCCAUACCGGAGAUCCUGCGCAACUACGCAGCCGCGACGAAGCGCAGCUCCGACUGGUACAAGGCGUGGCACGCGUGGGCCUACAUGAACUUCGAGACGGUGCUGUUCUACAAGCACCAGGAGACGAGCGGCGAGAAAAAGACCCCGCCCGAGUUCAUCCAGCAGCACACGGUGCCGGCGGUGGAGGGCUUCUUCAAAUCCAUCAACCUUUCGCACGGCAGCUCGUUGCAGGACACCCUGCGGCUGCUGACCCUGUGGUUCGAUUACGGCCAGCACCCGGCCGUCCACGAGGCCUUGGUGGAGGGCAUCAGAACGAUCGAAAUCAACGUGUGGCUCCAAGUAAUACCACAGUUGAUCGCCAGAAUCGACACCCCUAGAGCUUUGGUGGGGAAACUGAUACACUCUCUGUUGAUCGAUAUCGGAAAGUCGCACCCGCAAGCUCUCGUCUAUCCUCUGACGGUCGCUUCGAAGUCCUCGUUUGUGGCACGGAAGAACGCCGCUAACCAGAUUCUGAAGUCUAUGUGCACUCAUUCCAGUAACUUAGUCAACCAGGCUGCCAUGAUCUCUGAGGAGCUAAUAAGAGUCGCUAUUCUCUGGCACGAGCAGUGGCACGAGGCGCUUGAGGAAGCUUCAAGACUAUAUUUCAGCGAACACGACGUUAAGGCCAUGUUUAAGACCCUCGAGCCCUUGCAUUCGAUGCUCGAGAGGGGGCCUGAGACUACGAAAGAGGCUUCCUUCACUCAAGCUUACGGCAGGGACCUCAAUGAGGCCCAAGAGUGGUGCAAUCGUUAUAAGGAGUCGGGGCAGGUGCGCGACCUGAAUCAGGCGUGGGACCUCUACUACCACGUGUUCCGGCGCAUCAGCCGCCAGCUGCCGCAGCUCACCUCGCUCGAGCUGCAGUACGUGAGCCCCAGGCUGCUCGGGUGCCGCGAGCUCGAGCUGGCGGUGCCGGGCUCGUACGUGCCGGACUCGGACCUCAUCCGCAUAGCGCACAUACAGAGCAGCCUGCAGGUGAUAACGUCUAAGCAGAGGCCGCGUCGCCUCUGCAUACGCGGCUCCAACGGCAAGGACUACAUGUUCCUGCUGAAGGGGCACGAGGAUUUAAGGCAGGAUGAACGGGUGAUGCAGCUCUUCGGGCUGGUGAACACCCUGCUCCAAGCAGACCCGGACACCUUCAGACGGGACCUGGCGAUACAGCGCUACGCCGUCAUACCGCUCUCGACCAACUCGGGACUGAUAGGCUGGGUGCCCCACUGCGACACGCUGCACUCCCUGAUAAGGGACUACAGGGAGAAGCGAAAGUGCUUACUCAACAUCGAGCACAGGAUUAUGCAGCGCAUGGCUUCAGAUUUGGAGAAGCUUAUGCUCAUGCAAAAGGUGGAAGUGUUCGAGCACGCACUCGAGCACACCGCCGGCGACGACCUGGCGAAGCUGCUCUGGCUGAAGAGCCCCUCCUCCGAGGUGUGGUUCGAGCGGCGCACCAACUACACCCGCUCGCUGGCCGUCAUGAGCAUGGUGGGCUACAUCCUGGGCCUGGGAGAUCGGCACCCGUCCAACAUAAUGCUGGACAGGGUCACCGGCAAGUUCCUCCACAUAGACUUCGGCGACUGCUUCGAGGUGGCCGUGACGCGCGACAAGUUCCCGGAGAAGAUACCGUUCCGACUGACGAGGAUGCUCAUCAACGCGAUGGAGGUGACGGGGAUAGAGGGCACGUACCGGCGCACGUGCGAGUCCGUGAUGGAGGUGCUGCACCGGCACAAGGACAGCGUGAUGGCGGUGCUCGAGGCGUUCGUGUACGACCCGCUGCUCAACUGGCGGCUGGUGGAGGCGGCGCGGCGGUCGCGCGGCGACGGCGAGCCCGACGCGCCGGGCUCGCCGCCCGCCAGCCGCCCGCGCCCGCCGGCCGGCGACGGCCUCGACCAGCCCGCGGAGACGCACCUCAACAAGCGCGCCCUCGUCAUAGUGAACCGCGUGCGCGACAAGCUCACCGGCCGCGACUUCACGCACCUCGACGACCUGUCCAGCGUCACCGUGCAGAAGCAGGUCGAGCUGCUCAUCCAGCAGGCGACCAGCAACGAGAACCUGUGCCAGUGCUACGUCGGCUGGUGCCCCUUCUGG
Molecule: messenger RNA, 7083 nt
Organism: Iphiclides podalirius (scarce swallowtail)
Lineage: Eukaryota; Metazoa; Arthropoda; Insecta; Lepidoptera; Papilionidae
Source: the annotation of a GenBank genome assembly